Messenger RNA from Cryptomeria japonica (Japanese cedar), 2058 nucleotides. Its product is annotated as disease resistance protein Roq1-like. NCBI's taxonomy places the organism in Eukaryota, Viridiplantae, Streptophyta, Pinopsida, Cupressales, Cupressaceae. The transcript is spliced from 6 exons. The record is from RefSeq and is a predicted model, not a curated record. Gene Ontology annotation, molecular function: ADP binding. Gene Ontology annotation, biological process: defense response; signal transduction. Bases 1 to 2058 code for a protein of 685 amino acids.
AUGGGAUCAUCUUCUUCACAUUCCCAACACAAUGUAGAACAUCAUGAUUCAUCUGUGGCAUCUUCUUCCUUGUCCCACAAACCAGCUGAAGAUUGUACAGCUUUCUCUGGAAUCGAACCUCCCCAUGAGAGGAGGAAUGUUUCCGAAUCUUCAAGACUAGAUGAUGUUUUCAUCAACCAUAGAGGCCCUGAUGUGAAAAACACUCUAGCUCUUCAGCUUUAUAACUCCCUUCAGAAUCUAAAAAUACGGGCGUUUCUUGAUUCCGAAGAGAAAGAACUUGGAGAUCCAUUUCCAUCCACCAUUGAGAGAGCCAUCAACUCUGCUGCAGUUCACAUAGCUAUCUUCUCCAAAGGCUAUGCAGAGUCCCCAUGGUGUUUGGCGGAGCUGGCUCUUAUGUUGCGGAAAAAAGGAGUGUACGCCAAUGCAUUCAAUCAAUACCGCCAGAAACCCAGGCACCGAGAUAAACUUGAUGAAUGGAAAAAAGCACUCCAAUCUAUUUUUGUUAUUGCGGGCGAAGAGCUCAACUGUUACGGUGACUGCAAGAACAAAGUGUCGGUAGUGCGAAAGGAAGUAGAAAAGAAGAGGCCAUUUAUAGUUGCCAAAUAUCCAGUAGGACUUCAUAAGCUUGUAGAAUAUUUUGAAAAGCAGUGCAAUAUGAACAAACAAGGAGAAGGGAAGUCUAAGAUUGUUGGUAUUUCUGGCAUGGGUGGAGUGGGAAAAACCACUCUCUCCAAGGAUUUGUUCAACAGAAAGCGUUCAGAUUAUAGUCGCUCCUGUUUUCUGUUUGAUGUUCGGCAAGCAUCUGUGGAAAGGAAACUGCCUUCUUUGCAAAUGAAGCUCCUCACAGACCUCUUUGACGAAAAUGAUCAUCUAAGCUUUUUAAGCGUAGAGGAAGACACAAGUAUUCUCAGCGAUCGUAUCGGACUGAGCGACAUUUUGAGCUUCCUAAUUGUUCUAGACGAUAUUGAUAACCUGGAACACUUAAAUGCCUUCUUGGUCACCGAUAUACUGAAUAAAUCUGGCAAUACUCUGGUAAUUGUUACAACUCGUAAUGUACAAGUGCUCAGAAACACAGGAAUUAUGGUUUAUUAUAAUUUGAAAGUAAUGGAUACAGAUGACGCCAAAGAGCUAUUUUGCUGGCAUGCUUUUCAUCAAUCUUAUCCGUCAAGUGAAAAAGAGGAGCUAGUUGACCGCUUCGUAGACCUGUGUGGCGGCUUACUGCUGUCUCUUCAGGUUCUGGGCAGUCAUGUUUAUGGCAAAGAUCAGAAGUUUUCGGAGUUAGAAUUGGAAAAAGUAAAAGAGACGGUGCCUCAAGGCAUACACAAGAGAUUAAAAAUAAGCAUUGACUCGUUGGACAAUGAAGAAAAACAAAUUUUCAUGGAUGUGGCAUGUUUUUUCAUAGGAGAACUGAAGGAAGACGCCAUCAGAGUGUGUAGACGAUUCGAGAGUCACCUCGAAAAUUUCUUUGAAGAUUCCGAGGAUCUGUUUGAAGAUUUCAGAGAAGAAAUUUCUGUGUUGAGAAUGCAUGACCAGCUGCAGGACUUGGGAAGAGAAAUAGCAAAAGAUGAGCAUCCCGUCGCCUGUGGAGUUCUCAACACCUCGAAUCUUUGGCAUCUGAAAAGAGUGAUAGGAAUAACUGAUCUUCAGAACAGAAUGGAAUUGGAAAUUAUUAAAUGUUGGGAAAGUAUUGUUCGACACCUGCUUGAGAAGACUAGAUAUUUUAAUUUUCCGAAUCUGCAGAGUUUGACAGUAUCUCAUCUUCAAAAGCUGGUAGAAUUGAACAUUAGUGGGUGUACAGAAAUUGAGGAGUUAAGUCUUGUUCAACUGAGCUGCCUAGAAAAAAUUAGAAUCUCUGGUUGUCCAAAUCUAAAGAGUGUGAGUGUAGCAGGAAUGGCUGAUCUUAGAAAGCUAGUAGAAUUGCAAAUUGAAGAAUGUCCAAAGCUUGAAGAAAUAAGUUUCGUUCAAUUGACCUGCCUGCAAAAAAUAAGAAUCUCUGGUUGUCCAGAUUUGAAGAGUGUGACAGGGAUGUUCGAUCUUAAAAAGUUAGUAGAAUUUUAA